Messenger RNA from Eucalyptus grandis, 3409 nucleotides. Its product is annotated as disease resistance protein RUN1. Gene Ontology annotation, molecular function: ADP binding. NCBI's taxonomy places the organism in Eukaryota, Viridiplantae, Streptophyta, Magnoliopsida, Myrtales, Myrtaceae. Gene Ontology annotation, biological process: defense response; signal transduction. The record is from RefSeq and is a predicted model, not a curated record. The coding region runs from base 48 to 1637 and encodes 529 amino acids. The transcript is spliced from 6 exons.
UUUUUUAAUGGUUUUUGUAUCUCUAGAGAGAUUGGGAUAAUAUUGCAAUGAAGAAAGGGAAAGACUCAAUAGAUGCAACAGAAAAGGGCAGAGACAUGGCCUUGGGUACCAACUACGCUGAUGUGUACUUGAGUUUCAGAGGAGCCGACACUAGCUCUGUAUUUGUUGAAUUCCUUUGCCAUAGCUUGUCUGAUGCUGGAAUCUGCUUCUUCAAAGACAACGAAGAGCUUCCACGCGGUGAAGAAAUUGGUCAGGAGCUGCUGAGAGCAAUCAACAGAGCCAGGAUCUACAUCCCCAUCUUCUCCAGGAGCUAUGCUUACAGUGCGCGGUGUCUCCGGGAGCUUGCCGCAAUGGUGGAGAACAAUGAAAAGUCAGAUGAUGGGAAAACAAUCAUCCCCAUAUUCUACGACGUGGAACGUCGGGAUGUUUGGCUUAUAACCUCUCAGUACGGCAAUGCCCUAUUGCAACAUGAGGAGAUAUAUAUGUUCGAGGAAGUAAGAGCAUGGAGACAUGCUCUCAAAAAGGUUGGUUCAUUACGUGGAUGGGACACAAGAUCUAGCAGUACGUCUCACAUAGUCAGAGAAGUCACAGGAAUUGUGGUCAAGCUGAAGAAGUUCCCAAAGAAAGAUGAAGCAAAAGAGGGAAUUGACAAACAAGUUGAGGACAUGAUGGACUUACUUGAUUUAGAAGUCAGUGAUGUACGAAUAGUUGGAAUCUGGGGUAAGGGUGGGGUUGGCAAGACGACUCUUGCCAAGGUCAUUUAUGAGCAAAUUUCCUCUCAGUUCGACAGUUGUAGUUUCCUUGCAGAUAUUGAGACAACAGUGAAACAACUUGGAGGUUUUCAGCUUUUACAAAGCAAGUUGAUGUGUGAUAUCCUAAACAGAGAAUACGAGGUUGAUCAAGUUGCGAAAGGAGUUGAUUUUUUAAAAGGAAUAUUACGGAAUAUGAAAGUUCUAAUCGUUCUUGAUGCUGUGGAGGUACAGUCGCAUCUCCACAAAAUUGUUGGAGAGAAGCUUGAUUGGUUUGGUGAUGGAUCUAGGAUAAUUAUCACCACUAGUGUCAAAUCUGUUCUUCCAGAGUUCAUAUCUCAAGGGUUAGCUCAUGCGUAUGGUAUCAACGUGAUGAAUAAUGAUCAAGCUCUUGAGCUUUUCAGAAAGCAUGCACUGCGGAAAAAUCUUCCAAUUCCAGAUUUUGAUGAAAUUGCAAUAGGUAUAAUCAACUCUGUGAAUGGGAUCCCAUUACUUGUUGAAGUAAUUGGUUCACUCUUGUCCAGAAAAGUAGUAGAAGAAUGGACUGCACUUAAGGAGCUAAUUUUGCAAUCUGGCCCGCAUAUUGAAAUGAUUUUGAUGGCUAGUUAUAAAGAAUUGACCAAAGAGCAAGGAGAGAUACUUCUUGAUAUUGCAUGCCUCCCUGCUGAUGUGGAUUGUCGAAUUGUUUCAUUUAUGUGGCAUGAUCUCAAUAUCGCCCCCUCAGAUGGAGUUGAUGCGCUCCAUGCCAUGUCUCUGGUAAAAAUUGGAAAUGAUAAUGAAUUAGUGAUGCACAGGCUGUUAAGGGAGUUUGGCCAACAAAUCAUACGAAAAGAGGAAGAUCUAUAUCCAGGAACGCGAGGCAGGUUAUGCAAUUUGGAUUUGGCCUGAGAACAAAGAAGGAGGGGACAGACCACCUCAACUUUGAUGCAAGAGAUUUUAAGAGCACGCCAAACAUAAGGUUUCUUAUCUUGGAUUGUGCAAAAGUUGUUGGUGAUUUUGCUGAUGUUUUUCCAAAUUUAAAGUGGCUCCAAUGGCGAGGAUGCACUAGAGAUUUUGCAGCUACUAAUUUUCAUGUGGAGAAAUUAGUCAUUCUUGAUCUUUCAUGGAGCAAAGUCACUGAAGACUGGGGAGGUUGGAGAAAAAUCAAGAACUGAAUGUUACCCUUGAAAUACUUAAAGAAAUAAUCGGUUGCCUGCCAACAACAAUAAGAGGGUGUGUGGAUGAUGGUGGUGGUGGAAUCUUAGAUUGAGUGAAUUAAGGGGAAUGAUUUUCUGGUUGUCAAGAUGAUGCCACAGUUGAAAGUCUUGAAUUUUACUGGUUGUGCUGACCUAUUGAUAAGCCCUGACCUGUCCUCUUUCCCAGACUUAGAGAUAUUGAUUUUCGAACGAUGUUCUCGACUAAUGAAGUUAGAUCCUUCCAUCCGUCAUUUAAAACGCUUGACUACCUUAAAUUUGAGGUUCUGUGAUGAACUCAAUAUGUUGCCAAUUGAACUGGGUCACAUGGAAGCUCUUAAGGAGCUCCUUAUUGACGGGACUUCCAUACAAGAAAUUCCUGUCUCAAUGGGUUACUUGGAGAAACUUGAGAUUUUUAGUGCCUCCAAAUGUCUCCAAUUAAGUCACCUGCCUGAUUCAGUCUGUGGCUUGACAUCUCUUUCAGUUCUCUCACUGGAAAAUGCAAAAAUUACUCAAAUUUCUGCCUCAUUCGAAAAGCUGGUGAAACUUCGGAUCCUGUCUCUAAAGGGUUGUCGUUGGGUAGGGAGACUUCCAGAUUCAAUUUGCAAUUUGGGAAACUCAUUAGAGGAGUUGGAUAUAACAGGGACAGGCAUAUCUGAAUUGCCCAAUUCAAUUACUUGCUUGGGGCAUUUAAAAGUGUUAAAAAUGGAUUCUUGCUUCAUUAGAGAAUUGCCUAGAGAAAUUGGAAAUUUGGUCAACCUUGAAGAGUUACAUGCUUCUCAUUGUAGGAGUUUGAAGGGAGCCAUUCCAACUGCUAUUAAGAGUCUAGAUCGUCUGAGGAUACUGAGAUUGGGACAUUCCAGUAUUUCUGCCAUUCCUUUGAAAUUGGAAGUCUUUCUUGUCUUCAGACUCUUGAUUUACUUCGGUGCAACGAGAUUCAAGUGCUGCCAGAGCUUCCCUCCAGAUUAACUUGUCUACAUGUGAGUUCUAAAAGGAUGGAGGCCUUGCCAGAUCUUAAGGAUUUAGUGGAGUUGGAGAAGAUACGUCUGGGUGAUAAAGAUCCUAAGGAGCUCAUAUGUCCCUCAACACGGAUGGAGCCAAAAUCCAGAUCAAGUGAUCUCUUAGUUGCGCACAUAGUACUUCCGAAACUGAAGAUGUUAGAGUUGUCUCAUUCUCGAGUCAGUGAACUGCAACUUGGGCAUGGUUCACUCUCAUGUUCACAUCUUAAGAAGCUAGUUCUAUCUGGCGUGAAUCUUGAGAAUGUGCUGGACCUUCCCUCAUCAUUGUCCGUUUUAUCUAUUCGAUGUUGUUCUUCCUUGAGACAAUUGCCAGCAGUUCACCAUCUGAGCAAACUAUCAGAACUACAUCUCAUCCAAUCUGCAGUAGAAGAGAUUAAGGGACUUCAAGGACUAAUUUCUCUGGAAAUCUUGAAUAUUUCGCACUGUGAAAUAUGUAAUCUCAAUGGGCUUGGCCAAUUAACAGAUUUAC